AUGCUCGUCCUGGUGCUCUUCUUCUCGGUGGCCUACUUGCUGGAGGCAGCCGAGGAGCGCCGACAGCUCAAGCUACCUCCAGGCCCUCCAGCAUCGCUGCUUUUCGGAAGCAGACUGCCCGCUUUCGACAAGCACCCAUGGCUCGUCUUUGACGAGAUGAAGAAACAGUACGGACCAGUGAUCACGUUUGCAGAUGGUCCAUCCAAGCUCAUCUUUGUCGUGACUUCUCUCAAAGCUGCUCAGCAUAUACUGGCCGAAAAGGCUGCCAUUUCCGGAGAUCGACCUCGCAGCAUCUUGGUGAACGAGUGGAUGUCGGGUGGGAAUCGCGUGCUUUUGAUGCCUCGCAACGAUCGUUUCCGCAAGUACAGGCGGAUCUACAGCUCUGCCUUGAGCGACAAAGCUUCUGCUCACUACGAGAGCAUCCAAUCGCAAGAGGCGAAGGAUGCCAUGCUUCAGCUUGCGCAAUGCACCGACGACAAGCAAUGGCAACACGUCUUGACCCGCUUGACGGCCAGCAUCAUCAUGUCUGUCAUCUACGACAUUCGCGUCGAGGGCCUGCACGAUCCUCGAGUGCAAACGAUGAUCAAACACCUCUUCACCUUCACCGGCUACGUUCUGCCAGGCGCAUCGGUACCCGAUGCCUGGCCCAUCCUCCAAUACGUCCCCAAAAUCAUCAAUCCUUGGAAGAAGAUGGCGGCCGAAUUCCUCAAGAGCGAGAGCGGUAUCGUGACGAAGCUGUUCAGCGAGGUGAAGGUCAGGGUUCAGCAGGGUCGAGCUCGCAGGUGUUUCGUCAGUGAUCUGCAAGAGGAGCAAAAGGCGUUGGGACUCAGCGAUGUCGAGGCUUCCUACUGCUCUGGUGCGCUUUUCGGUGCUGGCACGCAUACUACUGCUUCUGCUCUGUCCGUCCUUGUGCUUGCGAUGCUCAAGUAUCCAGCAGAAUACAAGAAGCUGCAAGCGGAGAUGGACCGCGUAGUCGGCUCAGAUCGGAUGCCCUCGUUCGAAGACGAGUUACCCUUCCUUCAGGCUUGUCUGUACGAAUCUUUUAGAUGGCGGCCCAUCACACCUUGCGGUGCUCCGCACCGUCUCGAGGAUGACAUCGUCUGGGAAGGGAGGGUCCUGCCAAAAGGGUCCGUCGUGUACGCGUGCCAGUACUCCAUCAAUCGAGAUCCAGAGGUGUACAGCGACGUAGACACUUUCAAACCAGACCGCUUUUUAGACAGCACCGGAAAGCUCACGGCAACGCGAGAUGCCAUGCAACUCCUAUUUGGUUGGGGUCGUCGUGCCUGCCCGGGUGAUCACGUCGCUAUGCGCAGCUUGCGAAUCACCUUGGCUAUGCUCGCUUGGUCUUUCGAUAUCACGUCGCCCUUGAAGCCGCAAGACCAGCCAACUGUGAGCCGAUGCGACAGGGGCGUAAUGUACCCGAUUUUGGCUGCUGAUUUCUGCGUCCGUAGUCGUACAAGCGCUUCACCAGCUCUUCGGCGAGCAUGCCUUUCCCUUUCCCAGCGUGAGUAUCCUUGUCCCUCGAUCGAUCUGGUUUGGCUGAGCUGA
Ceraceosorus guamensis is the source of this 1548-nucleotide messenger RNA. Its product is annotated as cytochrome P450. The transcript has 8 exons. The coding region runs from base 1 to 1548 and encodes 515 amino acids. The record is from RefSeq and is a predicted model, not a curated record. Lineage: Eukaryota; Fungi; Basidiomycota; Exobasidiomycetes; Ceraceosorales; Ceraceosoraceae. Gene Ontology annotation, molecular function: heme binding; iron ion binding; monooxygenase activity.